AUGGCCGAAAAUAUCGAUGCUGAAUUAAAGUCCACGCUGCAACGUCAAGUGCCGUUGCUGCGCGUCACACCGUCUGACAGCUUACGGCGAGAUAUCGCAAGUAUGAUUUUGGACGCCACUUCCUCAUUCUUCAAAAGAUGGAAUCAGCAAGUUGACUCUUUGGAGCAUCCUUACACAGCGGAGGAAGCUUUACACGUUUUGCUCCUUUCCCUGGGACGUGGAGAUGCCCAGGUACGCCACCGCGUCCUGGAGAUGCUGGCGGUGACAUCGCAGGAAAAAUGUAGAAGAAUUCUUUGGGAAUUUUUACCAUUUACUUUUCCUGAAGAGCCCUCGCAAACGGCUUCAUCUGAAAUUGUGAAGGCUUUGCAAUCGAUACUCGCAAAAGAACAGGCGACCGUCCUGCCAAUUCUGAAGGCUCUCUCACUGCUACCUGUGGAGGAUGAUAGUCCGAACGAAACUUUUCGGAUAGCAAUGGACGCUAUUCCUGUAGCGGAACAGAACCAGCUAUCAGCUGUUUUUCAGAUCAUGUUGGUCAAUGUGGCAUCAGAUGAAGAUUCAUCUUCUGCUUACCAAGCAAUUCGAAAUAAAAUAUGCCAUGUUGAAACACUUGGAGAUGUGCCGAGUCUAGUUAGUGUUUCAGGGCAAGCUGUCGUGGCGCUACGCAAUGCCUUUCUCAACGAAUCUAGUGGUGGCCUUUUGGCGAAAGCUUUUGUGAAGCAAGUCAUCCAAUUAGUCCAAUCGAAUCCGGGAAGAUGUCUAUUUUUCGAUUGGGCCGUAAUCCUUACGCUAUUAGAACAACCUUCUCACAAGAAGAAGUUUGAAGAUUUAUUUGACGAGUGGCUGACCGGUUCUUCCUUCCCUUUCGCUGCAAUCAAUCGAUUGGUCUCCAUUUUCUGCCUUGUUUCGAAAUCAGACCCCCCAGUGCUAUACACUGCAUUGAUACGUUCUUUCAUGCACCUAUCUCUUUUUUUGAUGGUUGCUCCUCUUCGAAUUUCUGUUCCGAGGCGAACACGCCAGACGUAUGAGUCGGUAGUUUUUGACUUCCUUCUCGCUUUGGACGAUACGUCACAAGCAGAGUUACUACAGAGUAUAGUGCAUCUCAGUGCUGAACUAGCACAAGGGCCAGUGGAGCUGUCGUUGCGAAGAAGACGGAGUCUUUCGGACGAAAGUGUGGAUUAUGCUUGCCGAUCGGUCAAUCAUAUCCUCGGCAAACUUGCCGAAAGAAGUCCGUCAAUUUUAGGCUGUUUUCGACACGUUCUUGAAAGUCGCCUGUCUGGAUCUCUGUUCAGUCAAUCGGAGCCAUCGGACCUGAAAUCGGUAUCGGAAAUCAGUAAUAUGCUCUCGUCUCUGGCAGUAUCGGGCCCACAUAGUCAGGCUAUCGCAAGGGUGCCCGAUCUAAUGGUGCUGUUGAAAAAGCUAUUGUUUCCGUCGGCUGAAACCUGUGUCGAUGCUCUUGAUGAUUUUACCAUCGUUGCUAAAGGCCUUAUUCUCGCGACCGCAAUGAUCAAAAAAGUCAAUCUUGACGAAGAGGCUAGAGAUACAAUCAAAAAGUGGGUUCUACGUGUGAUCCUUCCGUCUACUAGACGCAUGAUAGAACCAGAGCUUGGAUCCCCAGGUCUGAAAUUUCUCGAAGCUUGGAUGAAUGAAGAAGUCAACAAUGACACCCACCUUGUUUUUCAGCACUUUAGGAAGGUUCUUUCAAAUACAGGUCUAAUUCAAGUUCUUUCCCACUAUCAAAAAAGCAAACGAAAGUAUCACACGGUGCUUGGAUAUGAGAAGACGACUGGUCUGGGGUCGUCAACUUUACCUGAGAAGGAGAAUGAAAGGCGACACAUUGUGUUUUGUGUUACUUUCUUUCUGAAGCAUUUUGAGCUUCGAAAUUCCGACAGAUGGAAACAUGCUAUGGCUUGGACUUUUGAGCUAGUAGACACGUACUUGAGGAUAGGAAGGGGAAAGGCAAGAACGAAUUGGAAGCCUGAUUGUUGGCUGCAGGCUAUGAUUGAAUUUCCCAAAGUCAAACUAGCAGGUCAUGGUGGUUCUCAUCGAUCCAUUCGCAUAAAACAAUGGCUCAGGAAAAUAUUUGAGGACCUCAACCCGGAAAAUUUUAAAGCUACCGAAAUUGUUGUGGAUCCCAAUGAUUUACUGGAAUACCUUCAAGAGGUACAAGCAAUAGGCGAUAUUCAGCUAUUUUGCGAUGAAGUGCUAUUUUUUGAAUUGUCGUUGCUCGUCGGACUGGCAGUUGUCGCGGCUGUUUUGAAAAAUUCGCUGGCCCACUUCCGUUGGACAGCUCCGACGGCAUCCACACAUACUCGUUUGCUCACGUUCCUUCAGAAUAACUUCAUCAGAUUGUAUGGUAUGAAGAUUAAAUUACGAUUUCUUUUCGUACUUCUGAAAGCGCUCCGUUCGAAAAGGCUGACACAGAUGGAUGACUAUGCCAGAACUCGGGCUGCGGAGGCUGAAAGGACUGGUCAAAAUGCCGAACACAGCCUAUUUCGAACCAGCCAAUACCUCAACCAAGUUGAUCUGUGGGAAUGCUUGACUGACUGCAGACAUGACAUAGUCCUAAAAACUGGGAUUGGGGCAUUGAAAUUUAAUACAAAAACAGAGUCUCUGGGUGACCACUCAUUUCUUGAUGUCGUUCAUUUGAGGACGUGUAUUUUAAGUCAUAUUUGUGAUCAAUGCAACGGCUCAACGCUAUCCUUGUUGUCUGGGUCUGGGCGUGAAUGUGAUGCGAAACUCGAGAAAAUGGCUUCGACGGCCUUCCUCCUCAUCGAUGAUUUUCCUUCUCUUCGCAAGGCACUUUGGCAGCAAGAUGAUGAGCAAUACUUGUUGCAACUAAAGGCGCUGGCUGUUUUGUAUUUAAGACUGUUUCAUCUGGUUGCUGAACGACACUGCGUGGACCAGAAACCUAUCGAAUGCUCCCUGAAAUUUUUAGAUCGUGCGUUCCAUGGAGAAGAUGCUGGUCACAAAUCACAAAAAGUGUUGGUCGAACAAGUGAAUCAAGCUUUAUACAAACGCUUGGCAGACGCUAUAGAUGUGGAUAUCGGAAACAACAUUGUUGAGCUAUUGUCAUUGUUUGUCGCUCGGAUUAAAGGACGAUUUGUUGGCGAAGUAAUUCAGGCCAACCUCUCCUUUAUGUACACUGUCUACGACGACAUGGACAACGAUGCUGUAUCUGUUGAAAUUGGAAGGCCCCGAGUAUUUCAAUCGCUUUUGAAAGCCAGCAUAACUGAUUUCACAACGGAUCGCCAUAAAGCCUUGAUACGCGCUGUGGAUACAAUGGUAUCAAAAGUUUCUGAAGCAUCCGACAGGAGAGACAGUCAGGUAGUUCUUCGUCACUUUCAAAGCGGUCUUGUGCGACACUUUGGUCUCGUUCACUUCACCGAUUCUCCUUCCAAAGAAUACGUCUUAUCGGCAUCAAAGCUCAUCACUGAAAUCGAUUCUUUCCUUUUCAUCUUUGGUCGCAAGGUGGGGUUGAAACGAGACCAGACACAUCUUGGAGAUCCAAAACCAUCAAAACGAGCAUGGGCAUCUGGUUUGCCUUUUAUUCCUGCACUCGACGGAAAAACAUUCCAUGAAAUGUAUCACAGUGUUAUGCGGUUUGUCAUUGGAGCCGCAGCGCUCUCUGAUCCUUCUUCAACGCCUUCUUCAGGAGUGCCUGCUCUUGGGCCUUACGUCGACCUGGCAGCUCUAUUUCAGCUAUUUGGCCGCCUCAUCGCUAUAUAUAAAAUGAAUUUGAGCGUAUUUCCACGCAAAUCCUUCACUUUCGUCAUACAAGAUGCCCGAAUGAUGCUCACAGUUGCUGUUGUACAGCUGAAUUGUUCUGUAGAUUGGCGCAACCUUCAACCUUUGUUGUCUGUUGUGGACCGAAGACGUGGUCAAGUUGAUCUGGGGGCGAUGUCGUAUUUUGAAACGUUUCUGAACGUUGUAUCUUAUAAUACAGUGGGUCAAUUGUGGCGUCUGGCAGAAAAAAUGCGGUCGGAUACUUCUAAUGAUAUGUCCAAGAUCGCAGCGCUGAGGGCAGUGACAGACAAAGCAUCCCGGAAAUUGAAGACUAUAGCUAAUGCUCACAACCUAAAGGCUAUAUCGUUUGAAUCCAUGGACGAAUUCGAUGGUCAAGAGAAACCGCCACUUUCUGAUCCUAUUCGGGGCUUUCACUUGCUUGCAGCUGCCGAUAAAGCAUGGUGGAACGAGAUGUCCUGUUUACCGAUAGUGGGAACACCACGCGGAGAUGCCUCUGCGGCCAAGAAGCGAUCUUUACAGGACUUGGGAUCCUCUUCUGACGACAAAAAUGUCACAGAAGAGGAUCUACCCGACCAGGGAGAGUUGCUGGAGGUUGGGGUGGUGAUUCAGAUGGAGACGAAGACGACUCGGUCGAUGAACUCCUGCUGCUUGUGCCGAAACUAACGCAACACAAUUAAUAGGAUAGAGAAGUGCGUAAUAUUUAGGGACAGAAGUAUGCUAGUG
Messenger RNA from Phaeodactylum tricornutum CCAP 1055/1, 4467 nucleotides. RefSeq lists its product with no specific name. NCBI's taxonomy places the organism in Eukaryota, Bacillariophyta, Bacillariophyceae, Surirellales, Neidiaceae. The coding region runs from base 1 to 4407 and encodes 1468 amino acids. The record is from RefSeq and is a predicted model, not a curated record. The transcript is spliced from 4 exons.